AUGAGUGUCACGUGUAAACAGGAAUCCAAAAAGCAAAACGACUGCAGAAGUAGGAAGAUCACUGGAAAAAGAUGGGAGUAUCCCAUUCCAAAAUCGAAGGAUUACUGGGAGAAAUUUUGCGACGAUGAGGAGAAGAAAUUGGUCGUAGUAAGAAAUCCUCCCCUUCAGUUAUCCUAUCGUUCCCUUUCCAAAAAUAAUACAGACUUUAUUGAUUUUAAUUCAGAUGUUCAAAAUAAAGUAUCCAAUUGGAACUCUUUUUCUAACUCUCGUUCUGACGAUCAGAAAGCACCCGACAGUUCUUUGCACAGAUUGCUUCCCAUAUUAAACAAAGAUUUGGGUUUUGAUGACGCGAAAUCAUUUCCAAAACCGAUAUUAAAGGGAUCGUUUCAAGCUGGUUUAAAAAGUUCGGAUACGACGGGUUACUUUGCUAUACCAUCUAAAGUUGUACGAAUCCCAAAAUUAGCUACCAACGAUCCUCAACCUAGUUCCCGUAAAAUUCAGCCUAAAGAGGAUCAUAUUCGGACUUCUUCCCGUGUCGAAAAUGAACCGAAGAUAGAAGGAGAAAGUUUCUCAAGUUUUCCGAUUCUCGAUACAUACCCGACGAUGUCAGAACUGCAAUUAAAACUAAAGAAAUUUAGAGACAUUCAGAAACAUUUAAGAUUGUCAGAUGGAAAGCUCUCUAAGACUAAAGAUCGAUCUUGGCUGAAAAUUGCUAAAGCAAAUGACAAGGAUUGGUCUAAGUUAAAAGAAAAUGAAAAAACAUUGACAGAUGAAGAUUCCUUAAUGUAUUCCGCUCGUUUCGCUUACAAAGCGUUGAAGCGUUUAACGAAAAAUAAAACUCUCGAUUUCGAAUUCAAACCUUUUGACAACUUACAAGAAGAACCGGUUCUUAAAUCAGGAGACUAUUCUUUGGCGAGUGACGAUGGAAGACAAGAGUUGCCAGAAAUUAAACGAAUUGAGAAAGGUAAGCAAAACGAAAAGCCUUUAAACGUUCAUGAUUUGCAAGCGAUUUCUGAAGAGAAAUCGCUCGAGGAUUCAGAAUUUACGCACACUGACGUCAAAUGUCCAUCUUUGAAAUCCGACGAUUCGAUUUCGAGAACCAUUCCGACGGAAUCGCGUUACACAUCGGGACCGAGUCCAGUGUUCGUGUAUCCGGAGGACUGGGAAAGUCCUUCGACUCGUAUUCUAUCGUCGAUUCCAAAAUUAUCAGGCUUCCCAAGGAAGAAUCGUGAACGAUGUUUACCGUGUAUGUAUAAAUCGUUCGAAACGCCGUUAAAAAGGAAAGUAUCCCUACCGAGAACCACUUUACAAAGAAUCAUUGCAGAAAGCAGCGGACUGACGUCGCCUGAAGAUUCGUUGGAGGAUAGCGACUCCACUUCUGCGAGCAUACCGAACUUUGAGGACGAAGUGGAAAGACUUCUGACCGACGAAGUUGAAACGAAUGACGUUAGACUCGAGUCCGACGUUGGAUUUGUGGAAUCCGAUGCCUUUGAAAAUGAACUCGCAGUCGCGGGGGCAGCUGCCCUCCUCGAAGAGGAACGAAUACAGAAACAACUAACGGGCGAAGUGGAGCAGAAAAGUAUUUCAAAGCCGGAACCUCCGUCUAACGUGAUUACGAAGAAGGGCAAAGAGGAUCGGCGAGACGAUGAUACAACUACGACGAAUCUGAACGAAGGUAGGACAGGUCUUACGACGCGUGUUACAUCUCUGGAACGAGCAAAGGUUCGCUCUUCGUCUCGAAGCGUAAGCUCCGAGGAGGACGAUUCGAUUGUCGUUUCGGUCAGCGACGAUCAGCCUAAGCCGAAAUAUUUAGUACCCUGUCAUGCCCCCACAAAUUUCAGGCCGAGCUUGGAGCCGUUGCGAGCUUUGAGAAACAGAAAACCGACGACUCUGCAGGAUCGAAUUGCGUUGCUCGAGUCGGCAUCCUCGAGGAAAAGCUCGUCUGCCGACAAUUACGGCGACAUUCCAGAAAACCCAAGAGUCGUGUCUAAAGGAGUCCUUGAGAAAGACAAAAUAGGCGACGAGAAGAAGUCAGUUCCGCCUCCUUUAACAAAAGCGAAGUCUGUCCUGGAAAAACUGAUGCUCGGGGAAGCGGAAGCAGGCACGGAAAAGCAACGACACGUCCUCAGAAAGGAAAUCAGCUUCUCGAGCUUUUCUGUAUCAACAGACACGGCAUCCAAUAGCUCGGAAAUAUAUCGCGACGCGUCAAAGGACGCAUUACGAGAAUUGGACGCGACUCGUGACGAUGGCCUUUUAAAAACGCUAUUCGCCGCUGAUUUCCCAAGAACUCGGGGGAAAUUGCCGCUUACGCAGCCGUGCGAGAUCGCGGAAAUUUUGAAUGAUCUCGGGGAGGACGUUUCGCCGACGGGCAUGUUGGAGAUCUUGUGCAAAGAAUUUUCGGAACGCUUAAAGAAGACUCACGUCGUUCACGACGACUCGAACGCGAAAGAACGUAAUAAGAUGAUUGCGAAUCUGACAAGAUUAUUAGUCGAUUCCAAACGUUAUUUGCACUCUGACAGAUUUCCCUCUGACUUGGUUUUUUCCACCGAUCAGCCACCCACGUGUAAUUCCCAACUCCUCCGGCGGGUCCUGCCUCUAAACACUUACAAUCGCGUUGCGCCUUUGCUGGGAAUGACGGAGUAUUAUCCGAAGAAGAAGAUAACCAAAUUCGAAGAAUUACCGAUGAAACUUGAUGAAAUCAGCCGAGUGCAAAUCAUCGACGAGACAUCCACACAGGACAGCUUAGUGGUGCAUCCACCGACACUGAGAGACACCGAAUCGCCCGUUGACCAGGAGAAACUGGGUCGUCGUAGAUACAAUCCUUACGCUCUAUUUCUGAUGAAACCAAGACGAAAGGUGGUUACGUGGCGUCCUUUGACGAAACGCGAUCUCGAGGGCUACGAUCCGGAAGCUACGCUGAAAAUGAGAGCCGACAACUCGAUGAAAAGGAUAUGUCAGGACUUCUGCCAAUGGAUCGAGACUUUAGGUGGGACGGAUAACACCAUCGACGAGGAAGUUCUCAGGGAUAUGUUCGAAAUCGAUUUCAGCGCCGAUGCUUGCAGGGCGACGCAGAUGUCGAUUCAGGAAAUGCCAGUAGUACCCGCGGAGGUAGCCGUAACGAGAAACACACCGGGCGCGAGCAAACUCGCGAUGACGAAGAAGCAUGUGAUGAAAGACGCGAAAGCGGAGGUAACGCCGGCGAAAAUAAAAGCCUUUGGCACCGCCCUACCGUGGAAGCUUCGAUUCGUGCCGCCCAAUAAUCAGGUGCAGAAGAAAUGGCUGCAAUGCGAGAACGUGCCUAAGGAUAUUGAAACGAUGGAGGUCGUUUGGAAAGAUAUAUUGGAUCUGAGGAGCGUAAGAGGUUUCGUGGAAUGGCUUCAACAGCAUCCGGAGAUACCACAACCGGAAGCUUUGGAGAAAAUCGCAUCAAUGGAUAUUAAAACGUUAAGACUGAUCGAAGAGGACGAGACGUUCGCGCACCUUGAAUUGGAUAUCAAUCAAAUCAAGAGUCUGCGAGUGUUGAUCGAUGGUGACGACGUCUCGAUGUAGCGCGCGCGUUUCGCUCCUUUCUGCGUCUUUCUCUGU
Molecule: messenger RNA, 3585 nt
Organism: Frieseomelitta varia
Lineage: Eukaryota; Metazoa; Arthropoda; Insecta; Hymenoptera; Apidae
Exons: 6
Coding region: 1-3549 (1182 amino acids)
Source: RefSeq, a predicted model, not a curated record